Cotesia congregata is the source of this 861-nucleotide messenger RNA. The record is from the annotation of a GenBank genome assembly. Lineage: Eukaryota; Metazoa; Arthropoda; Insecta; Hymenoptera; Braconidae.
AUGAAAACAAUAUUGUCGGUGAUGUUGAUCUUAACAGUCGAUUACGUUUGUGGUGAAAUCGACCCUUGGAACUCACACCAGUUAAUCGGGGAUGCUCCCAAUAAUGCGAAGAUCAAAGACUUUAAGGACAAAGAAACGCUAAUAAGCAAAGAUUGCGUUAAAUCAUACAGUAUGACGUGUUUGAAGUUGGACGUCGUGUCUUUUGUAGACAAGCUUUCGGAAACUCAAAGCUUGGGACUCUUUCCCGGGAUUUCGGUGGUCAAGGAAAAUAACUCAGAUAGUAUGUCUACUUCUGAGGUGAUCGCUAACCUGGCGAGAGACUUUCCAAAUGACAUCGAAAAAAGGCUAGAUGUGUUUUUAAUGCACAAAAUUGGGAUGUAUUUAAAUAACCACGCAAUUUCUAUCAAGCUGUUUGACGCUAAGACUUUGGAAGCUGCGAGGAGCUUCAAUAAAGAGAUCGCUGAUUUUGGGACAGACUCAGAGAGUGGUCGUGGAAAAAAGGACAAAGGGAUGGGAACAUUAACAGCAGGAUUGAUGAUGAUGAAGGGGACACUGGGAGCCCUAGGAUUCGGAGCCCUCGCGAUGUUAGCCGGCAAAGCCCUAAUGACCGGUCUGAUGGCGCUGAUGUUGUCGGCAAUUGUGGGCCUUAAAUCACUGACCGGCGGUUCGGAGAAAAAGACUACUUAUGAGGUGAUUGCAAAACCGGUAUACUCGAAUUCGCACUCUCACAGCAGCGAAGAACACCAUGCAGGACACGGGUAUGGGCACUCGGGCUACGGAAGGUCCAUUGACUUAACAGAAUCUGUAGUCAAGGAAAGUAUUCAGAAGUAUGGAAACGUUCGGAAUCGACGUAGUUUUUAG